Messenger RNA from Meloidogyne enterolobii, 247 nucleotides. The record is from the annotation of a GenBank genome assembly. NCBI's taxonomy places the organism in Eukaryota, Metazoa, Nematoda, Chromadorea, Rhabditida, Meloidogynidae.
UUGCCCGCUCAUUGCGACGCGCAUUUAUAUACGAGGUCUGUCCUUCUUAAAAGAAAUGGGCAGGCUGGCAGGAAAAAAUGGGCGGGAAGUUAAAAAUUUUAGAAAAGACGCACUCUCUAUUCUUUAUUUUUCUCUAAUUCUCGUUAUCAAAACAUUUUUAACGUGUUUGUUGUUUACAACGAAGAGCGUCCGCCCCCUCGUUUUGACGAUGCUAUUAAUGGGCGGCGCACGUACGCUCGUUGUCUAG